Messenger RNA from Pygocentrus nattereri (red-bellied piranha), 1941 nucleotides. It is a transcript of the gene ppp2caa, whose product is annotated as protein phosphatase 2 catalytic subunit alpha a. The record is from RefSeq and is a predicted model, not a curated record. Lineage: Eukaryota; Metazoa; Chordata; Actinopteri; Characiformes; Serrasalmidae. Gene Ontology annotation, molecular function: protein serine/threonine phosphatase activity. Bases 306 to 1235 code for a protein of 309 amino acids. Gene Ontology annotation, biological process: mitotic cell cycle; peptidyl-serine dephosphorylation. Gene Ontology annotation, cellular component: cytosol. The transcript is spliced from 7 exons.
CGGAACGUUUCGCGCAGUGAAGGCAGCCCACAUUCCUCCCCGGCUGGCCGAGCGCUGAGCAGCAGGCCCAGUCCUGCCCUGCCCGCCUUUAUUCUCAUAUUUACAGCAACAUUAAUCCAACGCGCGGCGUCUCGCAUCAUUUCAAUCACCGUUUUUUGGCCUUCCGAGCGGAUUCGCUGCUCUAGAGUCUGUAUUUGGGCCCGGAUACCCGGUUUAAGCGAGUGAAUAGCCUCCCUGAGUUUCCACGCUUUCUACGCUUGAUAUUUUUUGAUAUUAUUGCUCCUUUUUGCACCGCAGCUGACGGUAUGGAGGACAAGGUGUUCACCAAAGAGCUGGAUCAGUGGAUCGAGCAGCUGAACGAGUGCAAGCAGCUCUCGGAAAAUCAAGUGAAAAUCUUAUGCGAGAAAGCAAAAGAAAUUUUAUCGAAGGAGUCCAAUGUUCAGGAGGUGCGCUGCCCCGUCACAGUGUGCGGAGAUGUCCACGGCCAGUUCCACGACCUCAUGGAGCUCUUUAAGAUCGGUGGAAAAUCACCAGAUACCAACUAUCUCUUCAUGGGAGACUACGUGGACCGAGGCUAUUACUCUGUAGAGACGGUCACACUUCUAGUGUCUUUAAAGGUUCGUUACAGAGAGAGAAUCACCAUCCUCAGAGGGAAUCACGAGAGCAGGCAGAUCACACAGGUGUACGGCUUCUACGACGAGUGUCUGAGAAAAUAUGGCAACGCAAACGUGUGGAAAUACUUCACAGACCUUUUCGACUACCUUCCCCUCACAGCACUGGUGGACACACAGAUAUUCUGUCUCCAUGGAGGACUUUCUCCAUCCAUAGACACGCUGGACCACAUUCGAGCACUGGACCGCAUUCAGGAGGUCCCACAUGAGGGUCCUAUGUGUGACCUGCUCUGGUCAGACCCCGACGACCGCGGUGGCUGGGGAAUUUCCCCCAGAGGGGCCGGCUACACCUUCGGCCAGGACAUCUCCGAGACUUUCAACCACGCCAACUGCCUGACCCUGGUUUCCAGAGCACACCAGUUAGUGAUGGAGGGCUACAAUUGGUGUCAUGAGAGGAACGUAGUCACCAUCUUCAGUGCUCCAAAUUACUGCUAUCGCUGUGGAAAUCAGGCGGCUAUUAUGGAGCUCGAUGACACGCUGAAGUAUUCAUUUCUGCAGUUCGACCCUGCGCCAAGAAGAGGGGAACCACACGUCACCCGCCGCACCCCAGACUACUUCCUGUGAAGUUUCUGUGCCUGAUCAAAGUGAACAUGUUCCACAGCGCCAUCUAGCUCACUGACUGAAGAGCUGACGAAAGAAAAGAGCUUUCAUUUCAAUAGUGGGUUGAAUUCCUAAAUUUGUCCAUGGACCAAAGCGUGUGCCAUCACCUAAACAAGCGAUGAAGGGUGGUCGGGAGGGUUCAGGUCUUCACACGUGUACAGUUAUUAAGAAUUAUUUCAUUGAUGUCAGAACUUCACACUUCACCCACCCAUGCAGCUUAGUUGGUUUAUCUGUGUUACUUUACUUUAAAACGUUCUCUCUGGUUCGUGUACAGUAGGCGCUUUGGGCUGGACGCUAUUGACAUUGUGCUGAAUAAAACAAACUUGCCAUGCAUAGAAUCAUCUCCAGUUAGCACAACCGUACAUACCUAACGUCAUCUGAUUCAUCUCAGACUUACCGAGAUUCCUUUUCUGUUUGCUGUUUUAAAGGGAAGGCGUGAUAAUGAGAGGUACUGUCCUGCACUUUUCUGGUAUAGUCUCUGUCAGUGUUAUUAGACUAGAGAACGGCUCAGUGUGGUUUCGUUUUACCUGCUAAUUUGUAAAACCAAGCACUUACUUACUUUUAACUGAGGUAACCACAAGCUAGGCCCCUUUUGCUACAACAGUGUAAAAUGUAAAACCUGUUUUUAAGGCUGAAGGUCCGAGAUAAAAGCUGUUUUUAAGUGAGACGA